CCACCUCGGACUCUCCACCAAUCACAAGUCCCCGCUUCCAGUACCGACCUAUUAAGGGAGGGACGAUUUAUCUUGUUACAAGUCUGGGAAUUUCAUUCAUAUUGAACUUUACGCUGGAUGCGGGAGCGGAGGGACACAGGAGAAAUGGGCGGAGACAAUUACUCUAAGCCAACCGUGAGGGCGAACGCGUUGCUUGAGAUCUUAUUUUACCCUCUUGGAACAAGCCGGGUAGAAAAUUACCUCGGUUUCACUGAGAAGAGGCCGUGGACGCAGACAGGUUUGGAUUCGGAUUCAGCUUCCAUCACUUAGCGGUAUGCCAAGAAGCCUUAUCACACAGAUGUCCUUCGAGAUAAUAUGGAUCAGUCCGGAGUUCACCUCUGGGUGAAAGCAGAACCCUUUAUAGUGGGUGCCUUGCAGGUUCCCCCUCCAUCCAAAUUCAGUCUUCACUAUCUCAGGAAGAUAUCCACCUAUGUGCGAACCCGGGCCACAGAAGGAGCUUACCCACGCCUAUACUGGUCCACAUGGAGGCACAUUGCAUGUGGGAAGCUGCAGUUGGCUAAGGACCUGGCCUGGCUUUACUUCGAAAUAUUUGAUAGUCUUGCAGUAAAGACACCAGAGGAGCGCCUGGAAUGGUCCGAGAUUCUGUCCAACUGUAUGUCUGAGAAUGAAAUUGAAAAACAAAGAAAUAAGCUUUCAGUGAACACCCUACAGUUUCUGCUCUUCUUAUACAUACAGCAGUUAAAUAAGGUCUCCCUGAGGACAUCUUUGAUUGGAGAAGAGUGGCCUAGUCCCAGAAACAGAUCUCAGUCUCCUGACUUGACUGAAAAAUCCAGUUGCCAUAAUAAGAACUGGAAUGAUUACAGUCACCAAGCAUUUGUCUGUGAUCAUCUGUCAGAUCUCCUUGAGCUACUUUUAGAUCCAGAACAACUCACUGCAUCAUUUCAUUCGACCCAUAAUAGUCUAGUCUCUCGUGAAGCUGUUGUGGCCCUCAGCUUUCUUAUUGAAGGUACAGUGAGUAGAGCCAGGAAGAUAUACCCACUUCAUGAACUUGCUCUGUGGCAACCACUGCAUGCAGAAAGCGGCUUCUCACGGAUCUCUAAGACCUUUUCUUUCUACAAGCUGGAAGCCUGGUUGAGAGCCUGUUUGACUGGGAAUCCAUUUGGUACAUCUGCUUGCCUUAAGUCUGGAAAGAAAUUGGCUUGGGCUCACCAAGUUGAAGGGACGACCAAAAGAGCUAAGAUUGCUUGUAAUACACAUGUGGCCCCUCGGAUGCACCGCAUGGUGGUGAUGAGCCAGGUUUACAAGCAGACCUUGGCCAAGAGCUCAGAUACUCUGGUGGGGGCACAUGUGAAAAUUCAUCGUUGCAACGAAUCUUUUAUAUAUCUGCUCUCUCCCUUACGAUCUGUGACCAUCGAGAAAUGCAGGAAUAGCACCUUCGUGUUGGGCCCUGUACAGACUGCUCUUCACCUCCACAGCUGUGACAACGUUAAAGUCAUUGCUGUUUGCCAUCGUUUGUCCAUCUCUUCUACAAUAGGCUGCAUCUUUCACAUUCUGACGCCUACACGCCCCCUUAUUCUCUCUGGAAACCAGGCAGUAACUUUUGCCCCUUUUCAUACCCAUUAUCCAAUGCUGGAGGAUCACAUGGCCAGGACUGGCCUCGCUACGGUGCCUAACUAUUGGGAUAAUCCAAUGAUUGUGUGCAGAGAGAACUGUGACACAAGUGUCUUCCGACUCUUACCACCUUGUGAAUUCUAUGUAUUUAUUAUCCCCUUUGAAAUGGAAGGGGACACAACAGAGAUACCUGGGGGUCUUCCAUCUGCAUAUCAGAAAGCACUGGGUCAAAGAGAACAGAAGAUACAAAUCUGGCAGAAAACUGUGAAGGAGGCUCGUUUGACAAAGGAUCAAAGGAAGCAGUUCCAGGUACUUGUGGAGAAUAAGUUUUAUGAGUGGUUGAUUAACACGGGACAUCGCCAACAGCUGGACAGUCUUGUGCCCCCUGCUGCCGGCUCCAAACAAGCAGCAGGAUAAGAUUCCUACGUGGAAACACUGGGCCCUGGAAACAGGAGGGUGAAUGGAAGAUGGUACAUGUCUUCAAACUCAAUUGGGAAGAUGCUCUUGCUGCUUAAGAGACAUUGCAGUUUUUUCCUUCCUAUUUAAGACCGUUCCUUGAUUUCCAUUCCAUACUGAUAUAUUACUGCUUAGGUCAAAUUUUAGAUGAACUUCUGACUAUCUAUCCUAUAAACAAAUGUAUUGUUUAUAGAACAUCAGAAAGCUCAUCUUUGUGUUGCCAGAAUGAAGUUGAUGAAGGCAGUUUCGUUGUAUGUUAAUAUUGAAGUAACUGAUUGUAGAUUUGCAAGUAAAUUUCACAUUUUAAUUUA
Lontra canadensis (Northern American river otter) is the source of this 2378-nucleotide messenger RNA. It is a transcript of the gene TBCCD1, whose product is annotated as TBCC domain containing 1. The record is from RefSeq and is a predicted model, not a curated record. Gene Ontology annotation, cellular component: spindle pole centrosome. Lineage: Eukaryota; Metazoa; Chordata; Mammalia; Carnivora; Mustelidae. The coding region runs from base 355 to 2028 and encodes 557 amino acids. Gene Ontology annotation, biological process: maintenance of Golgi location; maintenance of centrosome location. The transcript is spliced from 8 exons.